AUGGACGAUGAAGAGCUCGAUUACGAUGGCUUUGAGGAAGAAUUCGCAGCGGACGAGUUAAUUGCACUUGUGGAUACUGCAGAUGCGGCGGCGCAGCAUCAUCUAGCGGGCAACAUACCUGGAGAACCUCAUGCCGAGUCUGUCGUGCUUCAGCCGCCGUCGAAACUUCUUCGGAAUCCGGUGAGCUUUGGCGAUACAGAUACGCAGAACCUCGACGCAUCGGUCUUGGGUGACGGCGGCGAGCCAUUUCUAGGCGAUGAACAGCACAUCGGGCUUGAGGAUGGAGGGAAUAUCAGUCGCAUUCUCCUUGAAACGGAAUUGGCGCAAGCCCGAAGUACAGAGGUUCCCAUGCAGAUGUCAGCGCUCCUCGGUAACGACGCAUCGGGGGAUAGGGUGUAUCCACUCAGUGAAGGGGACAAACGCAGGCUCUACACCGAUGAUGAGACGAUGGACGUGGAAGCGAUGAUGGAGCACAUUGAGCAGCUCACUAGAGAACGCGAACAGCUUAUUCAAGAGCUGACUUCUGCGAAGUCUGCCGCUGACACACGCGCAGGGGAGAUUGCGAUCAUACGAGCGAAUCAGAUGAAAUUGGAACAGAGCCAUAAUCGCCAGAUGGGUGCCUUGCGGAGUGCGUUGGACGAGGAAGUUAAAAAGCAUCAAUCUGAGAUACAGGCCGCUAUGAUGGAAAGCAAGCGCAUUGCAACCGAGAAUCAGUUCCUCAAACAAGAUUUAAGGGAAGAGUCGAUCAAGCUCAAUGGACUGCACCAGAGCCGAAAGGCAAAGGCCAAAGCCGAUGAUGCUGCGCCAAUGACACCCAGCAAAUCAAGGAUGCUCCCACUGCGAGACGGGUUCGACGACGAUGAGAUCAUGGCGUCUCCAAGCAAGUCAGCGGGGAGAAGAUCAAAGCGAGGGACGCCAUCGGCACCGGGCAAGCGAAAACGGGGUGCAGCUGAUGAUUCGCCUGUUGUUCGUCCUCUUGAACUAAGCCAGUCCUUUGAGUCGAAUCUUUUAGAUACCAGCGGGAACCUAGACCACAUGGAUAUCGAGAUACGAUCGGAAAACCCGCCCCCGGAAGAUCGUAAUAUCCAGUUUAUUCGAAAAGUCCUUAACCAUAGGUGCCGGCUAGAAAGCCCUCGUGAUUUGGAAGUCUUUGCUACCAUCUCGUUUCCUCUUGAGCCCAAUAAGAUGUUUUCCUCGUUCAUCUUGGAAGCGAUGGCACGACCAUCAGAAAACUAUCCGUUAGAGUACGCAAACGCCAUCCUCUCGCUGUGGUCCCGGGCGCUUAAAGAGCAGUUUUACCGACCGGUGUCCAUGUUCAUGUCAAUUAUUGAAUUCAUUCUCAACUUAGACACUACCACGGUUGCUCCUCUCCUUGUGUCACAGCUGGUUCCGGUUCUCCAGAGUUCUGGAUUUGUUAACGCGGUGCCGAGGUUUACAAAUUCACCAGUCUCACACCUGAACUACGGACAGGUGAAACGGACACCUCAGACGGAUCUGCAUCCCCAGGUAAAUGGUACAGCGGCGCUGGAGCUCCUAUACCUCGCUGCCAGCGGAUGCUGCCAUGACGAUAGAGCUCUCCGUCAAUUCUGGCGGUCAGUCAAUUACGACUUCAUCCUCAUCAUGUUAAACGCAUAUCAGCCUAUCAAAGAAAUCAUCCUCGUCCUUAACCUCCUUUCCUAUAGCAUCUUCCCCACCAACUUUGGCCCCAUUCUGCCAACUGAAGCGGAGCAGAUUGCAAACGAGAAUUAUAUCAUUGACCGUAUCGCUAACCUACUCCAUGAACAACCCUCCGCCGACGAGGGAGAACCACCUUACACAACACAGCAAAUUAUCACCUUGCGCAUAGAGGCCAUGUCCUUUCUGCUUGAAAUAGCCUUCUCCUCCCCUUCGUCAGACCCGGAACGCAACCACGCCGGUAGUCUACUCGCCACCCACCCCAGCGCCCUCGCCCGAGUGUUCCGCGCGAUGCACGACGAACUCGACGCGCUCUACUCCCACCCGCCAGAACGAGAGUUACACGCCUCCUUGGUGAACGGGCUCACGCGCCUGGCGUACGGGAUCAUCACGACGUUUCCGGACAAGGUCGACCUGCCGUCAAAGCUGCGCGCGGUGCCGGGGGCGGUGCAGAAGCAUUUGGUGGUGUUGACGAGGUUGGCGUUUAGUGACGGGCCGUUGUUGGAGAGUGGGAUUACGGAUGAUACAGUUGAAAUGGCUCAUGAGAUGUUGGAGGACGCGGUGAAUCCGCAGGAGGCAGAGGCGCUGUUGGAGGCGUUUCGAUCGUCGAAGGGGGAGGAGUGA
This is a messenger RNA of Uncinocarpus reesii 1704, 2298 nucleotides long. RefSeq lists its product as uncharacterized. The transcript has 2 exons. Bases 1 to 2298 code for a protein of 765 amino acids. The record is from RefSeq and is a predicted model, not a curated record. NCBI's taxonomy places the organism in Eukaryota, Fungi, Ascomycota, Eurotiomycetes, Onygenales, Onygenaceae.